UUUGGAAAAAAACCCAAACCCAACCCCACAGCUUGUUCCUCGCUCGCAGAGGUGUCUGUCACUGCCAUUAGUUGUCUCAGCUGCCCUUAAAAGUUAAUUCUGGUGGGGCCACGCGGGUGUCGUGCGGCCGAGGAAGGCCGCAUCGUGCCUGCGCCUUCCCCGCCGAAGGGUGCUUGGGGGUAAGGCCAUCCCCGUCCCGUUCCCCGAACGGCGCUGUCGGUGGCUGGGGAGGUUGCUCCCCGGUGCCUGUGCCACCCACAGCACCCAGGUGCUACCGGGCCGUGGUACCCGGGGCACGGAGGCCGGGUCUCCUUCUUUGGCGCUGCCCUGGGGAGGCCCCAGCCAUGCGUCUGCCCUGCGUCCCCCCGAGGAUGGCUGGCACGGAGGGGGAGCGUGUCCUAGCCCACGCGGCGUGCAGGAGGAGGCACGGCUGAGAGCCGAGCGAUGCUGUCUCGAGGCAGAGUGUCUCCUCGGCUUGCCCUGGAGGGCUGCGGGUCCUUACCCUGCCUCGGCCCGUACCGUCACACGCACGAGCCCUCGAUGGCGGAGGUUCCUUGAGGAACCACGUUCCUCUGCUGUUUCCUAGUGUCAAGAUUUUGCAGCUUCUCAUGCCAGGGGAAAGGAGGAGUCAAAGAUGUCCUGUUACCCUGUCCAGGAGAAGAAAGAAAUCAACCCAAUUUCAGCAAUUUCAGUGAUGAAAGAUCACCAUUAGAAGAAAAUCAGAGUUGCAUAUGCCAAGUCAAGAAGUUCUAAUUUUAAAAUUGCCCAUGCAGCCUUCAUUUCAUCUUCAGACUACUGUUUACUUAAAGAAACAGUCUGAAGAAGACUCCUCAUCCUUCAGAAGUAGCAUGCCCACAGUCUUCCUGGCCAAUGAUUCUUCUACAGCAAGCAGGACUCCUUCCUCAUCCUGAAAAGCCUUCAUCUCUUCCUAUGUCAGUGGCUACAAGGCCAAGAGCCAGCUCGCCACUGUCCCCACCAAAAUCACUCGGACUGGGGCCUUCCUUUCAUCAGACUCAAGAAGAGCUUGCAAAGGUGGUGGAGCAGGAUCCUAUGCUGGAGGAACUAUGUAAGCCUCUGUGCUGUAAGCUCUGCAAUGUCACUCUGAAUUCCGCACAGCAAGCCCAGGCUCAUUACCAGGGUAAGAACCACAGUAAGAAACUCCGAAAUUACUAUGCUGCCAAUAGCUGCCCGGCACCUGCCAGAAUGAGUAAUUCGGUUGAGCCUGCCCCACCUCAGGUUGUCUCCCUUCCAGCUCAGAUGGGAUCCAGUAAACCAGGUGGCCGAGUGAUCUUGGCCACAGAGAACGAUUACUGCAAGCUUUGUGAUGCCUCAUUUAGUUCUCCGGCUGUGGCACAGGCUCACUACCAAGGGAAAAAUCAUGCCAAACGGCUGCGUCUUGCAGAAGCACAGAAUAACUCAUUCUCGGAUGCAUCAGAACUAGGCAAACGGAGGGCAAGGAAAGAAGGGAAUGAAUAUAAAAUGAUGCAGAACAGAAGAAAUAUGUAUACAGUUCAAAACAACACAGGUCCCUACUUCAAUCCCCGCUCACGCCAGAGGAUUCCUCGGGAUCUGGCCAUGUGCGUCACCCCCAGUGGCCAGUUCUACUGCUCCAUGUGCAACGCCGGGGCCAGCGAGGAGAUGGAGUUCAGACAACACUUAGAAAGCAAACAGCAUAAAAGCAAGGUGUCCGAACAGCGGUAUAGGAACGAGAUGGAGAACCUAGGCUAUGUACAAUGAUGCACCACCCUCGGUAGUAGUUUGCAAAUAGAGCAGCUUGUCUCUCGCCUGCUGUUUGCCACAUGCCCUGCUUUGUGCUCCAUUUGAUAGGAGUAUGCUCUCGAGCUAUACAUGUAACACCUGCAAACUUAAUGGUAUGGUUAGAUUUUUUUUCUAUCAUAGUUGGCAGGAUGACGCUGUGCAGGACAUGAAGUGUUUUUGAUGUUUGUUUGCUAAUUAUCUAAGGCUCUUCAUUGUAUUGAGUGACGGGGAGGACUUUAUGUCUUCUCCCCGGCCUUCUGCAUGAAUAUGCGAAGCCCAAGAAGUGCUGGGAACUUCUGUGGUUCUCCCACACAGGUGGACCAUGUGCAAAGCCUGCUCCCCUCUUUGCACGCCAUAGAGCAGCGCUCCGGAAUGCCUCCCUACAGCAGACUGAGUCUCUGGGCAGCUUGUAAAGGAGGGGCAGGGAUGGGGCCUGUGAAUGUGUGAAUUAGGUGGUGUACUUGUCCACAAAUUGCUGCUUUGGCCUCCAUUACAGCCCAGAGUAAGUUCUUCCCACACCCCUGCAGAAAGGCUGUGCGUGCCUCUCCUCCUCGGAGGGUCAUGCCUCUUACUGCUUCCUCUGUGCUGCAGAUUUCAUUCUGAAGAUCUGACAUUAGAUAUCAGCUGAUUAGCCACAUCCAGAAAUAUUCUCUUCUACCAGUUAACAACGAAAAGAGAUUCUCAGUGUUGUUGGCUGGGCACCUCAGUGCACCAUGGGUGUAGCUCCUUGAAGAGAGUCUGGGGGGGUCUCGGUGGCUUAAUGAAGCGAAUUGGAAAGCAAACCCGCUCAGAUGAGAUGUGCUCUGUUCUGAUGCUGCCUUAGACUGGGUAGGGUUGAGAAUAGGUCGGAAGGAGCUGUCAGCUGUAAUUUCUUUGCAUACUGAUGUAGAAGAGAGCCAGUGUUGGUCUCUGGCCCGCAGCUCUGCUGCCCUGGGAGGGCAGGGCUGCCUGGACCCUGGGGAGCAGAUACCGGCGUGUCCCGCUUCCAUGCCAUUCCCUGGACAAGACCCAGUGGGUUACAGAGGAGAGGAGAAAUGCUCCUUUGAACGAGAGCUACCAAUAUUGGAUGAAUUUUUUUCCCUCUUUCUUUUCCCAUCUCAGAAUGGGCUUCAAUUCCAUUCCUUGAUGUGAACUUCACAGUUUUAGGGACCAUGAAAAAUCCAGAGUUAGGUAGGAUGUAAAUGUCAGGGAUGAUGAUUGAUUGAGUAACAGCUUUUUGGCCACGCAGAAGUAUUCAUGAAGCUUGUUAAGCAGCUUUGUAAGUGUAGACAAGCCCAAAGGGUGUGUGUCUUUUGAUUUUCCUUAGCAAAAGUAGAAAGAAGAUAAAGAGCAGAAGUAGGGCUCUUAUUUUUCUGCCUGUUUGGGUAGAUGUGUGGAGCUGUGAUCGGAAUCCAGUCCACGGUGUUCCUCAGAUGUUGGCUCCAGUGGCAAGUGCAGCCUGUAGGCAACCUCCGCUGGACCUGAUUCACCACUGCGCUGCUACGGCUGUGCGCUGGUACAGCUUCACUGACUUCAGUGGCGGGUGCAGGGAGGGGGCAAAGGAAGCGCCACGGCUUGUCUCACCCCUCGUUAGGCAGCAGCUUGAAUUAGAUGCGGCUCCAAUGGUUUCAGUAGCUUUUUACCAGGGAGAAACUUUACCUAGUGCGUCAUAUUGAAGGUGGCUCUCCCAGCCCCUUUUUUUGCCAUUCUGAUUCUGCCUCUUGCAUUCUGGAAGGAUUUCUGCUUGCCUUAAAAAAUGAGUAAACUAACAAAAAAUCCAGGUAGUUUUUAUUCAUCUUUCUAAGUCCACCUCAAAGAGGUUUGCUGCACUCGGCUGCUCCUCAGAAAUAGAAUAUCAUUAUCUUUAGCUACCUGAGCAUCGGGUAGCCGUGCAACCUUAACGCAGCCAUCCUAAAUCCAGGCAAGGUGAGCUCUUGUGCAGUAGUCGAAAGCAACCCCCUACCUAUCAUUCCAUGCUGAUCCUUGCCCUGCAGCUCCAGGCAGAGCAAUGGGUACCCUCUUGAAUGGGAUUCCCUUCCCUCCUUUGUGCAAAGCCCAGUUAAACAGGGUUUGUGUACUGGAGUGCGUUAGAAGGUAGGAGGAGCGGUGCCCAGGUUGCAAAGCACUAAGCAAGCAGUUUUGGCAGCCUGUGAGUCCAUUUCUUCUGUGCUUUCCUGCCCCUGGCUCACCCUCUGUGUGGCCUUGAAGAACAUUCCCCUUGCAAAAAUCUCUCAUCAGCCUUUUCCCCUCAUCUUUUGCAGUCAAAGAAGGGCUCUGGUUUUCAAUUUGUCUUCUGUCUUGUGUUUUGCUAGUCUGACACCACUGUGCAGGGACGGAGGGAGCUGGAUGAGCCUUACCAGGAUGUGUUUCACCAGAGUGAUCCCUGCAUUAUGGUUAAACAUCCCUCUUGCUGUAAACUAAAGCGUGGCAUUUCCCACAGGCUGCAAUUAGUAGCAGAAACCCAACGCUUUGUAAAAUAGGAGCUGGAGAAGCUAUAGGUACUGGUGUUGUCUAGCUUACUGCCAGGGCCAAGAAGGCAUUUUAGUCUGCUUUCACGCGUCUCAGAAAUCAGCUGUUCACCACUUCGGUUGCUGCUCCUGCGCCCGGCGCAGCGAUCUGUUCCUCACUCGGCACUUCCAGUGCCUGCUGGAGAUGUCAAAGCUCAGUUUGCUCCACAUGCCGUUGUUCCCCCGUGGUAAGGGCUGGUGCAACCCACGCCGGUGUGCCAGGGCGUGCGAGGGAGGUGCCGGGGGCUGUGCCCACAGGCUGCUCUCUGCAAGGGUCUGAGUCUGGUUUUGAGGAACGGCCCCGAACAGAGAGGCCUGUAGCUGCUUUGUCUUGUGCAAGGGAGUGCAACGAGUGAACGCCAUCAUCCUGAGAAUCUGAAGGUGGUGGGUUAUACAGCAGGUGUGAAGUUUAUACCUUAACGGUUUGUGACCUUCCCACUCUCCCUCCAGCAUAGAAAACUGUUGACUGCAAAGAGAAAACGCCCCACCUCACUAAUAGCAUCAGGGUUCAGGCCAGUCCAAGCUCAUAUGUGUCAGUGUGAGAAACUGGGUGGACCCCGAUUUUAUUUUUUAUUUUGUGAAAGCUGUUCUCGAAAUCGGUGUUCAAAACAUACAUUGAAAACACGUUCUGGCCAAACCCUGUUUGACACAGAUGGGCUGGGGAGAACACUGUACGGCUCGAGUACCAUCUCUCAGGCCCAUUGAAUCUUUUUCUCAUGUUAAACAAAGUACCAGACCCGAGAAAUAGGACUUCUGUGAAGCUGUCACAUUGGCCAGUAGGUUAAUGACCUUUGCUGCUAGGAACAAAAUAUAAAUCAAUGUGUUUGUAUUUAUUUUACUGUGCUGACCACUGAUUGAUUUGUUAAUAUUUAAAGCAUUAUUCUGUAGGUUGUUUUUGUUCAAAUAGAAAACUCGACAUCGCACUUUGCUUUUGGAUCAGAACAGGUAUUUAUUAUAUUUGUGAAAAUGUUUUCCCUCCCAUGUAUGUAUUGUUUUCUUUCCCUUGAUGAAAAAAAAACCCAAACAACAAA
This is a messenger RNA of Egretta garzetta (little egret), 5275 nucleotides long. RefSeq names its product zinc finger matrin-type 3 (gene ZMAT3). The record is from RefSeq and is a predicted model, not a curated record. Gene Ontology annotation, molecular function: nucleic acid binding; zinc ion binding. Lineage: Eukaryota; Metazoa; Chordata; Aves; Pelecaniformes; Ardeidae. The transcript has 7 exons. Bases 871 to 1737 code for a protein of 288 amino acids.